Nezara viridula (southern green stink bug) is the source of this 4291-nucleotide messenger RNA. NCBI's taxonomy places the organism in Eukaryota, Metazoa, Arthropoda, Insecta, Hemiptera, Pentatomidae. The record is from the annotation of a GenBank genome assembly.
AUGUACAGUCAGGCCGCGGGACCAAGCGGACUGGGAUUUUGGGACCACCGAAGGCUCUCCUCUUCGGGACCAACUGUGGGGGGGAGGGGAGCGGAGGGUGGGGGGCACCCGCGGCACCACCGCCAGUUCGCCCUGGCACCUCGCCGCGGUCACAGAUGGGGUUUUCCGCCGAGUGUUCUUAGUUCACUGUCGUCUGUCUGUUGUACGUCUGUCUGCCGGUUAGCAAGGAAUAUGAUCAUAUCCAAGGACCUCUUCCUCCUCGGGGAUCAGGACUACCUCCGCCUUCCCAAGGACGAGAAGAGGGCGAUGGCUAGGCCGACAACCACCAAGAACCUCAGGUCAGUGCCUCAUCUUUGUCUGCAUCCUCACUAGACAGAGACACCAUGCCUGGAGAACCAGGUACAUCCUCCUCAAAGACCUCUGGAGCUCAUCUUCACCGGACUCACGGUCAACAUCGACAAGAGGCCGAUUCUCAAAGAUGUCUCGGGAUUCGUAAAACCAGGACAGCUCCUUGCCGUUAUGGGGCCAUCUGGUUGUGGAAAGACUACACUGCUCAAUUGCCUGGCCGGCCGGGUCAAACUGGACGCAGGCAGUAUCAGGCUCAACAGGGAGAGGUUAAACAAGCGGUGGAAGAGGAGGAUAUGCUACGUCCUCCAGCAGGACAUCUUCUUCCCCGACCUCACUCUCAGGCAAACUCUGGAGUACGCCGCCCUGUUAAGACUGCCAGAUUCCCUCUCGCACUCCCAGAAGAUGCAGUACGUGGACCACAUCAUCGACGUCUUGGACCUCGGAAAUUGUCAAGACACGAUUAUCGGUGACUACCUGAAACGUGGUCUCUCUGGAGGUGAGAAAAAGAGGGCUAAUAUUGCCUGUGAAUUGCUCACGAAUCCUUCGCUCAUGCUACUCGAUGAGCCUACGUCUGGCUUGGACUCCCAUUCAGCAUAUUCUCUGAUGUGCUGCCUGAAGCGCUACGCAGAGAAGGAAGGGAAGACAGUUGUUGUGACGGUACACCAACCUUCUUCUCAGAUAUUCCAUAUGUUCGACAAACUCCUCCUGCUUUGUAAUGGACAAACAGCUUAUUUCGGUGACACAAAUAGUGUUGUAGACUUUUUCAACAACAUUGGACUGACUGUAAUGCCACACUAUAACCCAGCUGACUUCAUCCUCGAGCAAGUAAAAGGAAGCGAAGAAAUGAAAGAAAAAAUCAUUGCUGCAUCGAGAGAAGCAAGGUUGAGAGCCGACUACCCCCAUGAACUCCUACCUGACUAUUUCAACCCCACCAUCUGUGAUAAAUUCCUCAAUAAUUAUCACGAAACUCAGAUCCACCAGUCUAACGGUCAAGUUGGCAGUGGUUGUGGCUGUCAGCAGGAAAUGUGGUCAAGGAAUGGAAACACUCAAACCGGGCAAGAUCCAGUUUGCGUGACGGUUGCACUUGGUGAAACCACCGAGUCUCAUGGAAACGUUUACACAACCAUAGCUGUUAAAGAAGAUGAAGGGAAAACACUGUGGUUAGACAACCAAAGCCAUGCUUCUUCAUCAGUCAGUAGUAGUGAUGAUGAUGUCAGUUGGCAAUGGCCGACAACUUUCUGGACGCAGUUUAAGGUGUUGAGCCAGCGGAACUUCCAGGAAGCUAGGCCGCGGAUGUUGUCGACGCUGAACUGGGUCCAGACGAUAGGAUUGUCCAUAAUGGCAGGUCUUCUUUGGUUCCAGCUUCAACGUACGGAAGAGUCCCUCCAUGAUAUACAAGGAUGGAUGUUUUUCUCUACUACUUACUGGAUGCUCUUUUCACAUUUUGGUGCUCUCUCAUCAUUUCCACCGGAGAGAGAGGUUAUAAACAAGGAGCGACAGUCAGGAGCGUACAGGCUGUCGGCUUACUAUUUGGCCAAAAUGGUAGGAGAACUGCCGCUAACUAUUACACUCCCUGCGGUGUACCACAUCAUCUCUUACCCAAUGCUGGGCCUCCACAGUACGACUGUCUUCGUCACUCUUCUAGGCUUCCUCCUCCUUAACACUAUAGUUGCUCAGAGUGUCGGAUUCUUUGUGGGUGCAUGCUGUAUGGAUAUGCAGGUUUCUAUAACAAUCUCAGCGCUCUAUACACUUGCUACACAACUUUUUGGUGGUUAUCUGGCAACUAAUAUACCACCAUGGUUGAAGUGGAUGCAGUAUCUCAGCAUGGUGCAUUAUGCUUACCAAAACAUGCAAAUUGUUGAAUUCAGUGAAGGUGCUCAGAUUCAGUGCGCUCCUCAAUCUAAGUUUGAAGUGUGUAAGAACUCAAGCUACAUUCCAGUUUCAGCCAUUUUGGAGCAGGAAGGUGCCAGCCUUCCACUGUGGGCUAACACGCUCGUCCUCCUCCUAUUCCUCGUAAUAUUCAGGCUUCUCGGCUAUAUCGUUCUCAGGUACUUCAGGCGACCCAAAUGAGGUGUUCUACUUUAUUCGUUGUUUUUAAUCGAAAUUGGCUGUGUUUCUUCUUUAUUAUUAUUUUGUAUUUUUUCGUUUUAUUUUGUUUUCCUCUGUCUCUUCUUCCUGUUAUUCCUCUCGUCUACCUGUUCCUCAGCUGAUCCUUUGAGAGAGAGAGAGUAAGAGAAAGAGAGAGAGAAUAUGCUAAAGAGUGCCGAGUGCCUUCUCAUCGCUGUGCCAACAUGUUUCCCUGCUCCUUUUCAAUUUUUACAAUCCCAAAAAUGUGUUCGAAUUUUUAUUAAUUGUAAAUUUGUGAGUUAUAUAAUUAUGAGGUUUUUAAAGUAAUUUUUAAAUUAGAUAUAAUAUCCAAAAUAUGGAAAAGAUAUAUAUCAUGAAUGAAAAUUUUUUAUGUAAAUAAAUUGAUUAAUUACAAUAUAAAAGUAAAAUAAAUUUGUAUUUGAAUAUUGUGUGUGAAAUCCCACCUUGUAAUUAGUCAUCCAAGUUUUACUUGGCCGUUUAGUUAAGCUACUGCCAAGAGAGGGUGGAAUCCAUAUUAUUUUAAUAUUAUCACUAUUAUAUUGUAACUAUUAUUGUAAACAACUGCCUUCUCUGUUGUGUAAAAUCUUUAUAUUUUAUCAAUUUUAAUUAAAUUUAGGUAUUAGACUUUUAUUUAUCUUUAGUAUGAUAAAAGCUUCAAAUGUGAUCGAGAAUUUAAUUGUAUUACUAAUGUGUAAAUUGUAUGAUGGUGAUAAAAUAUUUGAAUAUGUUUAAAAGGAGGAUGUGUGUAUAACUCAAGUAUAAACCGCUAUAUGUAUCAUAAAGCACUGAUUGAAAUUCUGAAUUAUGUAUACAUUAAUACUGAUGGUGGUUUUCGCUAUUAGAGGUAGUUAUUUGUUUAUUGAUAUGUUUUAUUGUUUAUAUAAUUAUGUAAUAUUACAUAUAAAUAAAAGAAUUUAUAAAACUGGUCCAAUGUAAUAUAUUAUGUGUAUAGCUUGUACAAAUGCUGUAAGGACCGAAUGCCUAAGACAGUGCAGGAUAUUUUGUAUAUGAGUCAAUGUAACUUAUUAUAUUGCUUUUGUCUGUUAGGGUAGUUUUGUUUUUUAAUUAUUUUUUAGUUUAUUUUUUAUUUAUCUUUAUUUCUUUUUUUUUUUUUUGGAGAUUUAGACAAUCACUAUUUUUCUUCUAAAUUGAAAUUGACCAUAUUCCCAUAUUCCAUGUUAUACAUUCUGAUAUUCACUUGAACUAAAAUUAUAUAAAAUAUUCCUAUUAUCGACAUUUUGUAUUUCGAUGUAAUAUAACUUAUAACGUAAAAUUUAAUUUCCUUUGUAUACGGUAUUAAUCAAACAUUUUUGAUAAUCUUUUUUAAGAAAUAUGAAUCUACUAUGUUCAUAUGUAAAAACAAAAAAAAAAUAUAAAUAUAUAUGAAUGAAGAUGUAAAAAAAGGAAAAAAAAAAUGUGUUGGCUCUCGAUAAGCAAAGAUAAAACCUAGUCUGUAUUGCCUUUUUAUUUACAAAAGGAUUCUUGUAACUAUUUAUUUUAAAUAGUCUUAUAUUUAUUUAUACUUUGCUGUUCCACUGAUCCUAACAUAUAUGCUGAUUAACGACAUGUAUGGUCUAGAUCUCAAUAAAGACCAAGAUAAAAAUUUGUCUCUGUUUAAUAUUAUCUACUUUCCUAAUAUAACAUCCAUUCGUCUGUACGAAUCACUAAAUUUCAUUAAGCUUUUCUUGUAAAUUAAGACUUGCUAUAUUUAUAUGGCACAAAAUAUCUAAUUUUCCUAGACUAAGUGUUUUAGUUUUUACAUAGUAUUUUCAUCUUUUACUUUAUCUAUGUAAAAAAAAACUUUUAAUAUUUGUUAGAUUAUUGUAAAUAAUUUGAAUAGAUUAUUUUAUUGAAC